Messenger RNA from Seriola aureovittata, 3160 nucleotides. RefSeq names its product TGF-beta receptor type-2-like. The coding region runs from base 403 to 2031 and encodes 542 amino acids. Gene Ontology annotation, biological process: cellular response to growth factor stimulus; heart development; transforming growth factor beta receptor signaling pathway. Gene Ontology annotation, cellular component: plasma membrane; signaling receptor complex. The transcript is spliced from 7 exons. Gene Ontology annotation, molecular function: transforming growth factor beta binding; metal ion binding; ATP binding. NCBI's taxonomy places the organism in Eukaryota, Metazoa, Chordata, Actinopteri, Carangiformes, Carangidae. The record is from RefSeq and is a predicted model, not a curated record.
UAUACUUGCAGCCUAUAGGUGAAGCUUCUGGUUAAGCUAUUUUAGAGCAUGUCAUUUCAAGUCGUGCCUGCUGGGUUUCAGCCUCUUAAUGACAUGGUUCAGGACUCCGUGAGCCACAUGAGUAUGACUGAGAAGUAGAAGAAGAAGAAGGAAAAAAAAAAAAAAACUGUCCAACCCCUCAGAAGAUUUCCUGUUUCAUGAGUAGUGCACAUACUGUGAGUCAUAUAGGGCAAGUCCUGCCUGGUGUGUUUACUUUGCUUCUUCUACCCGGAGCUGUGAACGCGUCCUUUAGGGGUGAAGCAACAGGCGGACCGAACUAAGUCCGCGACGUGUGGAUAUUAACCCGUUGUCAAGGCUUCGGUUAAUUAAUGAGAGAAAGGGGAGUGUAUAGUCCGUUUCUAAAUGGAGCUACUUCGGUUUUUCGCUUUUUGGUGUGGAACGAUACUCUUUGGUAGUAUCCUGCUCGAGGAGACGGAGGCCAAUAUAAUGAAGGUAAAGAGGCUGUGCAAGUUCUGUGAUGUGCGGGCAACCAGCUGCACGGGUAAAGGGAGCUGUAAGGUGGAUUGUGAAAUCACGUCCAUCUGCCCCCACGAUGACGAUGUGUGUGUCAGUAUUUGGAGGAAGAAAGAUGACAAUAUCACCUUUGAUACAGUCUGCCACAACCCGGCUCAGAAGCUGCAUGGCCUCGUCUUGGAGGAUUACAACAACAGCAAGUGUGAGAUGAAGGAGAGGAAGGGCAUGGGCUCACAGUUCUUCAUCUGUUCUUGCAAUGUGGAAGAGUGCAAUGAGCAGGUCUAUUUCAACCCAAACAUGGAUUCCCAGGUGGUAGCAGUCAUCUUAGUGAGCCUGGUGCCGCUGCUGGUUAUGGCUGUUGUCGUCAUCAGUUUCUUCUACUGCUAUCGGGUCUACCGCCAGAGGCAAGCCAGCUCUAGACGCAAGAAGGGUCCUCCACUGGACUUCAGUGAUGCUCACGCCAUCAUGAUAGACGACGAAGGUUCAGACAGCAGCUCCACACUCGCCAACAAUCUCAACCACAACACAGAGCUGCUGCCCAUCGAACUGGAUGUUCAGGUUGGAAAAGGACGCUUUGCAGAAGUUUACAAAGCUAAACUGAAGCAGGGCUCCUCAGUCAGCGAGGAGCAAGGCUUUGAGACAGUGGCCAUUAAGAUUUUCCCAUACGAGGAGUAUGCCUCUUGGAAAAAUGAGAAGGAAAUUUUCUCAGACGCAGACUUGAGACACGAGAAUGUGCUUCACUUCCUGACGGCAGAGGAACGGAAGGUGCAGAGACAAUACUGGCUUAUCACAGCCUACCAGCCGAGAGGGAAUCUUCAGGAGUACCUGACGCAUCAUAUUAUCAACUGGCACGACCUGUGGCUGCUGGGGAGUUCACUAGCCCGUGGAGUGGCUCACCUUCACAGUGACCACACCCCCUGUGGUCGCUACAAAGUGGCUAUCGCACACAGGGACAUUAAGAGCUCCAACAUACUAGUGAAAAGCGACCUGUCCUGCUGCCUGUGUGACUUUGGCCUCGCACUCCGGCUGGACAACAAUCUGUCUGUGGAUGAGCUGGCCAACAGUGGGCAGGUGGGUACAGCCCGAUACAUGGCCCCAGAGGUGCUGGAGUCCAGAAUCAACCUAGAAAACAUUGAGUCUUUCAAACAAGCCGAUGUUUACUCCAUGGCUCUCGUACUGUGGGAGAUCAUCUCCAGGUGUAGUGCAAUUGGAGAGGUGAAAGAGUAUGAGCCACCCUUUGGGAACCUGAGGGAACACCCGUGUGUAGAGAGCAUGAAGGACAGUGUUCUCCGAGACAGAGGAAGACCUGAGAUCCCCAACAGCUGGAUCAACCACACAGGCAUCCAGAUGGUGUGCGCCUCCAUAGAGGACUGCUGGGACCAUGACCCGGAGGCCCGUCUGACAGCCCAGUGUGUUGCUGAGCGCUUCGACGACAUGGAGUACCUGGACAAGCUGUCAGAUCGCUCUGACUCAGAGGAGAAGAUCCCUGAAGAAAUCUUUGUUGUGGAUGAGAAGUAGAGCUCAACAGAAACACUGCCCCCACUGGGGCAGUUGAGGAAUUACAGCCAAGCAGGUGGGAGAGAAAGAACUUCCAGUGGACGCUGUGUUUGCUAUGGGUUCGUCCAAUGUGUGACGGAGGAGCAAACUGGAAAAUCGUGUAGAUGAGAGUGAACUGUUACCAGAAAUGGGCGUAUAUACACUAUACACAUCAGGACCAACAUAAAUAUAAACACCAGUGACUGACUUGAUUUAUUUUCUUCAACAUGCUUCAAAGACUCGAUCAAGUCAUAAACAGACAGGGAAAUCACAUUAUUAAGCUUUUUUAACCAAAUACUAUUUGCACUUUAUCAAUAUCUAUGCACACCAAAUGAUAUAAAUCUAUAUUCAGUUUUGUUUUUGUUUUGACAAUACAUUUCAGGUAUAGGAAACAAAGGGACAGGCUAUAUUUAAAGGGAGUAAUGCAAAAAUAUUAAGACAUUUAAUAACACUAAUAAUGAAUAUUGGAUAUAUUGGACUGAAUGUUUUCCUGUGUGGCCUUGGAUAGAUGUCAAUGGGACUGGAUGACAGCAUGAUGGAAAUUAGCCAAAGCAAAGGAAUAGAAACCCAUCUAAGGCAGUUAUAUGCAGGGAAAGCCGAUAUCAAAUCUGAACUGUAAUAUAAAGACGGAAAAACCAGCCUGAUAGGAAAUGGGGAACACAUUGGUGUGUGUGUGUGUGUGUGUGUGUGUGUGUGUGUGUGUGUGUGUGUGUGUGUGUGUGUGUGUGUGUGUGUGUGUGUGUGUGUGUGUGUGUGUGUGUCUCUGUUUCUGUGUGUGUGUGUGUGUCUCUGUUUCUGUGUGUGUGUGUGUGUCUCUGUUUCUGUGUGUGUGUGUGUGUUUGUGUGUGUGUGUGUCUUUCUGUUUCUGUGUGUGUGUGUCUGGACACAUGAGUAUUACUCAGAGGACUCUAUUCCCAAAAACAGACAGUCUGCUGAAUCAGACCAAGAGAAUAACAACUCGGGAAGAGAGAACUGUAUAACGGACUCUAAACUGGAGGAUCUAGCCCGCUGCCUAUACGCCAUUAAAGCUGAACUUGUUUGUAGACAUUUUGUUAAGAAAAUGGGGAACUCAACUCAAUCAAGUAAAGUCAUAAUUAAAAGUGUUACAGUA